Penaeus vannamei (Pacific white shrimp) is the source of this 2343-nucleotide messenger RNA. NCBI's taxonomy places the organism in Eukaryota, Metazoa, Arthropoda, Malacostraca, Decapoda, Penaeidae. The record is from RefSeq and is a predicted model, not a curated record.
AUGGGCACUUACGCAAUUCCGUGUGCUUCCUGUGACAAGCAGUAUUUUGGUGAAACAGACUUACUAAGCGUCCGUCUCAAUAUAAACAUGCUGUACCCAGGGGACACAACAACAACGCCUUCUUCUGCCUUCAGUGGGACACAAGCCCCCCACGGACCCACCCAGCCCGCGACGACCCAGCCCGCGACCCAGCCCCACGACCAGAGGACCCCCACGACCCAGCCCCACGACCCAGCCCCACGACUCAGCCCUCGACCCCCUCCUCAGCCCCACGACCCACGACCCACACCGAGCCCCACGACCCAGCCCCGAACCCCCAGAGCCCACGACCAGCCACGACCCAGCCCCACGACCCAGCCACGACUCAGCCCCGUAACCCAGCCCCGUGACCCAGCAGCCCGCGCGACCAGCCCCACGACCCAGCCCCGGACCCAGCCCCACGACCCAGCCCACGACCCAGCCCCGCGACCCAGCCCCCACGACCAGCCCCACGACCCCAGCCCCAGCCCCCGACCCAGCCCACGACCCAGCCCCACGACCAGCCCCACGACCCAGCCCCCCCCACGAGCCCAGCCCCCACCCAGCCCCACGACCCAGCCCCAACGACCCAGCCCCAUGACCCAGCCCCAGACCCACCCCACGACCCACCAUGACCCAGCCCACGACCCAGCCACGACCAGCCCCGCGACCCAGCACGAACCCCAGCCCCACGACCCAGCCCCACGACCCAAGCCCACGACCCAGACCCAGCCGACCAGCCCCACGACCCAGCCCACGAACCCAGCCCCACGACCCAGCCCCGACCCAGCCCACGCCCAGCCCACACCCCCCCACAGACCCCGCGACCAGCCCCACGACCCAGCCCCUACGACCCAGCCCCGCGACCCAGCCCCACGACCCAGCCCACACUCAAUCCCCACGACCAGCCCGCCAGACCCAGCCCGCCCCACGACCAGCCCAACGACCCAGCCCCACGAACCCAGCCCCGCCGACCCAGCCCCUCGACCCAGCCCCAACGACCCAGCCCACGACCAGCCACGACCCAGCCCCACGACCCAGCCCCGCGACUCAGCCCCACGCCCCACGCCCGACCCAGCCCCGAACCCAGCCCCACGCCCAGCCCCACGACACACGACACACGACCCACGACCCAGCCCCCACGGACCCAGCCCCACGACCCAGCCCCACGACCCAGCCCCGACCCAGCGACAGCCGACCCCACCGCACCCACCCCAGCGCCCACGAACCCAGCCCACGACCCAGCCCCCACGACCCAGCCCCCCGACCCAGCCCCACACAACCCCGCGACCAGCCCGUGAUUCAGCCGCCUCGACCCAGCCCCACGACCCACGACCCACACCCGCGACCCCAAGCCUCGCGACCACUCAGCCCCACGACUCAGCCCGAGACCCAGCCCCACGACUCAGCCCCGUGACCCAGCCUUACGACUUCAGCCCCACGACCCACUCAGCCCCGCGACCCAGCCCCACGACCCAGCCCCGCGACCCAGCCCCGCGACCCAGCCCCGACCCAGCCCACGACCCAGCCCACGACCCAGCCCCACGACCCAGCCCCGUGACCCCAGCCCACGACCACAGCCCCCCCACGACCCAGCCCCACGACCCGCCCACGACCCAGCCCUACGACCCCGCCCCACGACCCAGACCCAGCACCCAGCCCACGACCCAGCCCCGCGGACCCAGCCCCGACCCAGCCCCGCGACCCAGCCCCACGACCCAACCCCGCGACCCAGCCCCACGACCCAGCCCACGUGACCCAGCCCACGACCCACGCCCCCUGACCCAGUUACGACCCCCGAGUCAGCCCACGACCCAACGACCCAGUACGACCCACCCCACGACCCAGCCCCCUGACCCAGUACGACCCCACGACCCAGCCCCACGACCCCACGACCCAGACCCAACCCCACGACCCAGCCCACCGACCCAACCCCGCGACCCAGCCCCACGACCCAGCCCCGUGACCCAGCCCCCACGACCAGCCCCUGACCCUACGACCCCACGAUCAGCCCCACGACACCCACACCCAGCCACGACCCAAUCCCACGACCAGUACGACCCAGCCCCACGACAGCCCAUGACCCAACCCUACGACCCAACCCCACGACCCAGCCCCGUAACCCAACCCCACGACCCAGCCCGACCCAGCCCCGCAAACUGUGCCCGUCGCUGUUACCCAGUCGCAAACAGUCAUGCCAGUCGUCUAAUCAAUACCAAUUAUCGCCAGUCACUGACAGCCCACUACAAAUCACUGCCACUCUUCCCGAUACAAGGGGGAGGCGAGCGUGGCUAUCCUCUAUCGCUUUCUCACGUAAUCCGAUAA